AUGCAGAUUUAACGACUUUUUCUAAUGUUGAAGUAAAGUCGAGCAGACAUUCACGAUGGAGUCGGAGGAGAGUAAGAUUUCAGUGUGGGUUUGUCGGGAGGAAAAGCUCGUCUUCGGAUUGUCGAAGCGCACAACCUGCGCGGAUGUUGUCAAAGUGCUUCUUGAGGACCAGGACUCUCAGCGUGGCCUCUCCACAUCGCUCCCCGGCUGCUCACGUCCUUACUGCAUCGUGGAGAAGUGGAGAGGCUUUGAGAGGAUUUUGCCAAAUAAAACCAAGAUCUUUCGGCUCUGGGUCGCGUGGGGUGAGGAGCAGAGGAACGUGAAGUUUGUGUUGGUGAAAAGCGAAGUGUCUCUGGCAAACCACGGAGCCCGGAGCGCGGAGGCGCGCGUGGUGCCCAGCAAACACGGCCCCUGUGUUACAAAGGGGACCACACGUUCUCCCAUGGGUGGCAUUUCACCCGAGAAACAGCGUCGGGUUGUGAGGAAAGCUUUCAGAAAGUUGGAAAAGAUCAAUAAAAAAAGGGCAAGGGCGGCGCACAAGGAUGUGUCCUCCGCUGAACAGAUGGAAACUUUGGUUCAUCUGGUGAUUUCUCAGGAUCAUACAAUUCGCCAGCAGAUUCAGAGAAUUACAGAGCUGGAUUCAGAGAUCGAGAGGCGCGAGGCGAAAGUGCAUUUUGACAGAAUGAAGAGACAUGGGGUCAAUUAUGUGCAGGACACCUAUUUGGAGGAUGCUGCCUCUUGUGAGCUGGAGGGACACAAACUGUGCUCAGCCGAGACUCUUGUGAAGUUUGAGGAGUAUGUCCGGCAGUGUGAGGAGGUGGUCAGACUGCAAGAGGAGCUGUGGGAGCAGGAGGCUCUUAUAGACAUAAUCACACAGAAUAUGCAGGAGGAGCUGAAUCAGCGUUGGAUGCAGCGAAGGACGGAGGAGAUGCUGAGCGGAGACGCAGAGCUCGGAGAUGACACAGCGUCCCUCUACUGCACAGAGGCGGACACAGAAAACGAGCUGCUUCUGAGUGGAGAAAACGCAGAAAACGAGCUGCUAUUGAGAGGAGAGAGGAUCAGGACGCAGCUAGAUGUAAGUUUAUACAUCGGCCUGCGCCUCAACACGGAUUUGGAAGCUAUUUGGAGCAAUUUAGAGCUGACCGAUGAGAUUUGCGCGGCGAGGGAGGAGGAAAUGAGGGAUUUGCUGGAUAAAGUGAACACUUUGGACAUAGAGGAGGGAACAGACAGAGAGGAGAGAUAUCAGCACGGGGCUGAUGAGACGGAGAUGAUGAGCACUUUGGAGAGGAAGAGUGAGUGGGUGGAGCAGGCCAGGGGUUUGUCAAAAGCUCACAGUGUGAACGAUGACGACUCAGACACUGGUUUAAGUUCUCUGCACAGUCAGGACUCUGACAGCCAGCCUGUGUGGGAGUCUCUGGUUUAGAGUUUUACAUCCAUUUCAUUAUUUUCUUACUGGUUUAUUAACUUCAGUCUCGGGGAUCACAAUGCUCUGAAAUAUAUGGCAUUCACUCUUAUAUUAAGAGUAAUAGUGAAUUUAAACGGAUCCUUUGUCAGUGAUAAUCCCCACAUGGAACUUUUUACAUCGUUCUUAAUCUGGGUUUAGAGCUCUUUUUUUCUGGGGAUAAAGUAUUAAUCUCUUCCAAGAAAGUUGCUAUUUUAAAAUAUACAUCAAACUGGUUCUGAAUAUUGAGUUCAUUUGUUACCUCUUCACUCUUUACAAUGACCCACAAACUGUAAAUUGUUGCUGUUUGACUCUUAACAAGUUUGUGGGUUGUGGCUGAUCUUCUUCAACUUCUGCUACACUUACACACACCUCAGCUACAGCAGCCAAAACAUAGAGGUGUAAAAUGUGAAGGAUUAUUCUGUAGAUUAUGAACAACACCAUCCAGAGUAACUCAGACACUGAGUGAUUAAGAAAACAUCUAUAGACAUAAUAAUGUGGGAAGUCAAAACAGAGACACAGAGUGAGGCUCUGCUAUCCUAGACAGAAACAAACUCUAGAUGAUCGCCACGGUUAUCAGACUGUCUGCUAGAGCGUGAGUUCUUUAUUCUUUAUUUUUUUAAUUCUUAAUGCAGAAUGAUCUUUGGUAAACAUUGUCAACUGAAAAACAUCCAAGAUCUGAACCUGGUCAGGAUAUUUAACAUUAAGCACCAAGCUUCAUCAGCCAGCUGCUUAAAAUGAAAAUAAAGUCCCAUUAAAGCAAAAGUGUAGGGAAUAACAUUUGUAAAGACAAUUCUCAUGUCAGGUUAUUGUUUACGUCAGGUCAGUAAGAAAAAGUUCUCCUAUAUGUUCUUUAUCUUCUUAAUGA
Messenger RNA from Labrus bergylta (ballan wrasse), 2309 nucleotides. RefSeq names its product Ras association domain family member 10b (gene rassf10b). The record is from RefSeq and is a predicted model, not a curated record. NCBI's taxonomy places the organism in Eukaryota, Metazoa, Chordata, Actinopteri, Labriformes, Labridae. Gene Ontology annotation, biological process: signal transduction.